UUCAAGAUGGAUGGAAUCACGACCAACGCGCAGAAAGCGACACAACACUGAAUAAAGUCGUCGCCGCGUGGAGGAGAGGCCGAGCCGACGACGGGCAGGCCAUGGAGAGCCUUGUUCAUUACAGCAACCCCUCCCAUGCCCUCUCAGUGUUGGGGGUUCUGAAUGAGCAGCGACUGCGGGGCCAAAUGUGUGACGUGGUCCUGGUGGUGGCGGACCAGAGGUACCAGGCCCACAAGAGUGUUCUGGCUGCCAGCAGUGAGUAUUUCCAGUCCCUGUUCACACGGAUGGACGCAGAGUCACUGAAAGUUGUAAACCUGGACUUCUGUGAGCCCGACGCCUUCGAGAUAGUUUUGAAUUACAUUUACUCCUCCUCACUCUUUGUGGACAAAGGCAGCCUGGCAGCCAUUCAAGAGCUGGGCUACAGCCUUGGAAUCCCUUUCCUCACCAACAUUGUGUCAACAAGGCCACAUGCAUCCUACUGUGUGUCCAGAAAAAGGCUUUCGUUCUCAGAGGGGGAAGAGAAUGAUGUCCAGACAAGGAGCGUCAUUGUGUGUCGGGUCCGGAAUGACACAGCCAAUCCCUCUCGCUCAAGUUAUCAGAGAAAAACAUCAGAGAAAUCAUCGUCUGUGCACUCUGUCCGAGGGUCAGCUCAGCCGCCGUCAGAACACAACUCGUAUGAAUCAGUCAGGAACUCUGAAUCCAGCAGGAAGUCAUCUGAGCAGAGUGACGCCUCUGAGAGGAAGCCCACCUAUCCAUACAGCCCCAUACUAAAAGGAAACUCAUCACACAUCCCAUCUGUUAGGCCCCAGCUGACCUCGUCGGUAUCCUUCAGUGAUGCUGAAGUUCAGCACAUGAGGCUGCAGUCUGGCACUGAUCACGACGCAACGGAGGAGAACGAAGAGCAGGAGGCCCGCUAUCAUACCAAAGUGCCAUUUCAGGGUCAGGCCACUGAGCCCAGCCAGACCAUCGACAGGAGCGGGCCCCUUAUAAAGAGCCUGCUCCGAAGAUCUUUGUCCAUGGACAGCCCUGUUCCAGUCUUCUCCCCCACGCUGGAGCUCAAGGAGCUGCAAAAUCGAGAGCAGUCAGUUGUUAAAAUGGCAUCAAAAGCAUCUGGGCCAGAAACCUCUGCCCACAAUGGCAAUUCAACUAGAACAUCUCCUCUGGUUCUCAGGUCAAAGUACUCCAGCAGGAGGGACGAAUCAACUCAGGUAGACCACGAGGUCAGUGUGAAAGCAGAGCCCAGCAGUCCACUCGCUGACCCCAUGGACAUCAUUCGGAUCACAGUCGGGGAUGCUUUGCCGGUCAGUCUCAAAGACUUGCAGACAAAUUAUGACCAGGGUUCCAGGGCAGAGUUUAAUCCUGUGGGCAAAAGAAAGGACAGGCCAGAUAACAGGAGGUAUCCAUUCAAGAAGAGCAAAUUCUUUAAAGAGCAUGCCCUGUCGCUGGAUGUGAACAUGUCAGAAACAGCCACUCAGCAUGCCAGCAGUGACCCCAAUGAGGACAGCGAGGAGCCAACUCAGAACAAGAUUUUCAAAUGCUGGAAUUGUUUAAAGGUUUUCCGGUCCAGUGCAGGACUUCACCGCCAUGUAAAUAUGUAUCACAACCCGGAAAAGCCGUAUGCUUGCGACAUCUGCCACAAGCGCUUCCAUACCAACUUCAAAGUGUGGACACACUGCCAGACUCAGCAUGGUGUAGUACAAAACCCAGCAUCGUCCUCCAGCUCCUCCAUGCUGGACGAGAAAUUUCAAAAGAAGUUAAUAGAUAUUGUGCGAGAGAGAGAAAUAAAGAAAGCUUUGCUUUGGAAGCUGAAGAGGAAUAAGCAGGGUUUACAGUCUCCUGCACUUACCAAAAAGAGAUCAAGGCCCAGCUUCAUCUGUCCUUAUUGUGGGAAAGUGUUUGUAUUCCAGUCUCAGUACAGACAGCAUUUAAGGACACAUCCUGCUGAAAAGGCAGACCAGGACACAGCGAGCGAGGGCAUCCUCUACCAGGAACAGGAUGAGAUCAGUCAUCAGAAGAACACUGACCCUGGUGUUUACUCCUGUAGACUCUGUAACAUGAAGCUGUCGUCGCUCCUAGAGCAGGGUGACCACGAGAGAGGCUGUCGACAUUCGACUGUAUGCCCUUACUGCGGCCUCCGAUUCUCAAGUCCGGUCGUCAAGAAGGACCACGAGGCGCAUUGUAAGUACAAGAAACUGACGUGCCUGGAAUGCAUGCGGACCUUCAAAUCGUCCUUCAGCAUAUGGCGCCACCAGGUGGAAGUCCACAACCACAACAUGAUGACUGUUAAAGACCAGAUGCACCUGAAGCAGCAAGAAAACAGCGAAGAAACGUCAGACAUGCUCAAAGAGGAGCAUUACAGCGAUGAGCCUCUACCAACUGGGAGUUCUAGAGAGAACAUCAGCUACAGCGACUCCUCAGGUCCGCCCAUGUACGACUCAGAAGACUCCUCAUCCUAUGUGCCUGAGGACCUGAGCAUGGGUCACCUUGGCAAGCUGGUGGUGAAGGAGGAGCCGUUAGAGGAGGCUGUGAGUGAGAGGGACAACUCAGAGGCAGCCAAAAGUGGGCCCGAUGAGGCCGGUGUGUGGCCAUGCGAGAAAUGCGGAAAUCUUUUCAGCUCUCGCAAAGACCUGGAGCGACACCAGGAGCUGCUAUGCCACAUCAAACCAUUCAUCUGUCACAUCUGCAACAAAGCCUUCAGGACCAACUUCCGCCUUUGGAGCCACUUCCAGUCUCACAUGUCGACUGCCGGCGAACCUGGAGCCAAAGAGAUCGACAGACACCCGUCUCCUCUGUCUCCCUCUCCUCCUCUGACCCCUCAGACCUCAGAGCGUCCCUCCCCACAGGCCUCGGUGCUCAAAACCACCCAGGCGGCUCCAGUCGCUGCGGCGAUGGCCGAGGAGUCCAGCAGCCCGGAGCCCUGCAGCUCCUCGGUGAGCAAGACCAAGAGGCCGGAACUGGAACGGCAAGCCAGCGGCCACAGCCCUCUGUCGAGGUCCAACAGCAUGGAGAAUCCAGGCGGCUCUCAGGAAUCGGACACGCUUUUCUACCAUGCACCGUCUCUGUCUGCCCUGACAUUUAAGAGGCAGUACAUGUGCAAGCUCUGCCACAGGACCUUCAAGACGGCCUUCAGCCUGUGGAGCCACGAGCAGAGUCACAGCCACAUGUAGGCGCCGGACAGCCGUGCAUCUCUCCGAAGAGACUCUACUUAAUAUUAGAAUAAACACACCUCAGCCUACAAAAGGAAGACUUUGAAUGUAUAGCUUCUUCGCUUGCCUCCAAUGUCAUAUAUUCAAGUGGCCAUGUUCAUUAGAGGUGUAAAUGUGAAUGUGCAAUCAAGUGCUAGAUUCCUCUGUGAGAUGAGAUGAUUAUAAAUGGGUUCUUCUUUUUUUUUAUUAUUAUUAUUUUUCUUUCAAAAUGAUCUAAAAGAUUCGAUCUGUUUUAAACCUCUUUUAGUUGUCUUCAUGUAAUAACUGUGUAGGUGUUUUGAGAGAACACGGUACAGCGUCGCACCCCUCAUCACAGGAGGAGGAGGGACGACGACAUACGGUAUCCUCUCAAAGUGUGAAACCAGUGCUUUAAAAGUUUUGGAGGCUGCAGUUAAGUUAGUGCUUUUUGCUUUUGUAUCAGAUCUAUCUCUUGGUGUGAGUGACAUCCCUUAAGGUGAUAUUGGUGGCCUCAACGACGUAUUUAAUAUGCACUUUGUUUAACAGUUUGAUUCCGGUAUAGAGAGACGUAGUCCGAGACGUUUGCCUGGAGCGUUUAGCGUAGAGCCCGACCGAUACCGGAUCUUUAAAGGGGCUGAUGCAGAUUGUAGGAGAGCUGAAAAUCAUGAUGUUGAUAUUCUUUAUAUAUCUAUACAGUAUUUGUUAAAGUUAAUAAUGAGAAAGGAAAAUCAUGACAUGUUUACUUUCCAGCAACGUAUUUCACAAACAGUCGCUCUGCUGGACAGACUUUUCCUGCGUUAGAAAAGAAAAGAACAAAAAGAGAUGUUUUUAUAUUAGUGCUUAGCGGACAACAUAAACGCCGAUACAGCUUCAACAGGCCAAUGAUAAUCGCAGCCAACCGAUAUGUCGGUCGGGCUCUAGUUUAGAUUUUAAUCUGCAGGAGUAAAAAUGAUAAAUAGGCUCAAAUAUUUAUUUUUUUUUAAUCAUGCUUAGCGUUCCUCAGUUUCUGUUAGUUUUCUUUGAGUCUCAUAUUGCCUUUGCAUCAUUUAGUUCCAUAAUUAAAUAAGACCUUCAGUAUAACAACACGUGCUGUACAUCAAACACACCUCAGAUGCCUGUUUGUUUUUAAGCUCAGCGCUUCAGAUUUACCGCUCUCAGUCUUCAUUCAGUACCCACAGUGUAUCUUCCUAAUGAGCAGCCAGCGGAGUCGCUUCUACUUGACGGAGACGGUGCAAUCAUCAGUCAUAAGACUCAAAGAAGUUUUGUUUUCUGCAGGGAAAUGACUAAGAAAUCUAAAUGUUGCUGAGCUUUGUUAAAAAAAAAAAGUGCUCAAAGCAGCACUCUGGGAAUCACAGCAUCUGUCUGAGGAGAUAACGAACAAGUGGAUUGAUUUGAUAGCAUCCUUCAAGACGAGGUACACUAGACACUCUGGGGGCUCAUAGACGGGAUGUAAAAGAUGGAUGUAGCCGCUGUGACGUCAUCCGCUGGUCUGGGGACUGCUGUUGUGAACCCUCCUAGUCGCCAUCUUGGAUCUUUUUAAGAGUCAGAAGGUGGGAUUGACUAAACACCAGAGGACACACUGCCCACCCACCCACGUCUGACCAGAACCGUCAACCCACCAGACACACUCACAAACAUCAUCCAGUUUGACGCCUUCUUCUGAUUUAAUUUUCAAAUUAUUUUUCAGAUAGACUGAGAGAACAUUAAUCAGAAGGAGGGAACUCAACAAAACAAUCAUGACUUGUGGAAAACAGAUGUUGACUUAGCUUUUCGUAGUGAUGUUUUGAAUUCGAGUAGUGCUCUGUGGUGUUAAAGGCACUGCUGCAUUGGCUUCACUUGUUAAAGACGGCUGCUACAUCCAUUUUUUUUUGUUUACACAGUCUUGAGCCAUGUCCCAGCCACAGCGUUAUUUAAUUGGUCACAUGUCACGAGUAACAGCCUAUGAUACUGAAGGAUAAACUUUAGAAAGGAGGAGUUAUUUACAUUUUUAACAGUUUUUUUUAAAUUACAAAUGUAUAGUAAAAAGGCUUCAAAUAUUGGUUAUCAGUCUGCUUUGUUAAUAAAAAGUCUGUAUCGGCUCUGACACAAACAUAUCGGUCGACCCCUGAUAGUAAAUCAUGUACAUCAGUCACUUCUGGAUCCCUGCGGUCUGCCACCAGAACAGCACCGGUGUUCUGUAAACACACCGAUGGAGUUUUUUGCAAUUCAACACAUCUGGUAAUUAACCGAGCUUUACAGUGCUUUGAUGGCCUUAUGCAACUUAAGAAAAAAAAAAUAUUUUGUCAAUAUUAUUUUACACAAAAAGCACAACAGAGUUUCAGACGACUUAUGACUCAGGCAUUUCGAGGUGAUGAAAUCAUGAGGAGGGAGAAAACAAAUCUUUUAUUCUCUGAACGGUGACGGAGUGUUCCUGCUUCCUGAAGAUUUAUUAUAUAAAAAAAAAAAGAUUGUGUUUUGAUUGUAUUCCAGUUGUUUUACAAUUGUAUUCUUGUACAAGUAUACUGUAUAUUUCUGCUUCGGCUUGAUGGAUUAGAACUUUGUCAUAAAUUAUUUGGAUUGCACCUAUUUGGGAGGAGUCACAGAGAGCUCCACACGGACUACGGGACUUUGUUUUCCUCUGAGUGGGCGACGUAAGCUGCAUCGUGAUGUUCGAUUCUUUGCAGAAAUUCUGUAUUGAUAAUAGUGCUCUUAAUUUCUCGUGAGAAAAACUUUAUGAAAGUUUCACAGAAAUGAUUAGACUUGUGUACAUGGAAGUGUUUGUAUUCUCGAUUUUGUACCGAUUUUGUUAGUAUAUAUAUAUAUAUAUAUAUAUAUAAAAAAAAGUUUUAUCUU
Messenger RNA from Stegastes partitus (bicolor damselfish), 5996 nucleotides. It is a transcript of the gene zbtb21, whose product is annotated as zinc finger and BTB domain containing 21. Gene Ontology annotation, molecular function: protein binding; DNA-binding transcription factor activity, RNA polymerase II-specific. The record is from RefSeq and is a predicted model, not a curated record. NCBI's taxonomy places the organism in Eukaryota, Metazoa, Chordata, Actinopteri, Pomacentridae. Gene Ontology annotation, cellular component: nucleus. The transcript has 2 exons. Gene Ontology annotation, biological process: regulation of transcription by RNA polymerase II. The coding region runs from base 102 to 3167 and encodes 1021 amino acids.